AUGAGUAUUUUUCUGUUACUGUGUGGUACUUUUACUUCAGUAAAGUAUCUGAUUACUUCUUCCACCACUGAAAGUCACACAGUAACACAGACACACUAACAGAUGGAGGCAGUGGUAUUCCAGCAGCUCCUGGUUAAAUCACUGUUUUUCUCUAUGGAGUCUGGUGCUGACUGAUGUUUCCUCCUUUGACUUUGAGCUUCAGGGAAUUUAAGUAUAAACAGUAAAACCAGGUGAGUGGAAACACACCUGUGGACAACACUGAACUGACUGUGGAUGUGUUUUAAUGAGCUGAUUAACAACAGUCUGACCUUCAGCCUCUCAGCCUGAACCAACACACACUGACACACACACACACACACACACACACACACACAGUUAGUGAAGCGUCUAAUUGGAUCCAGGAUGUUGCUCAGCAGGUGAAUCCCAUACACACACACACACACACACACAUAUAUGUACACUGAUAUAUGUUUGCAAACACACGUCAUGAAUGUGUCUCAGUGUGUGUGUGUGUGUGUGUCUGUUGGUGUGUUCAAGGACACUCUGAUAUCUGAGGAAUCAGCUGCUGAACAGAAACAGACACAUUAACAGAAUCUGCUUUGUGUCCUCAAACGCACCAAAAACAAAACAGAAUCAUCACACAAACAUCACGUCACGUUCACUGACUGAUGGAUAAUCUCUGAAAUUAACGUCAGCCUGGACGGAUGGAGAUCAGAGUAAAAACUGAUGGAGGAUUUAGAAAAUGAAGAGGAAGAAUAAACAGAACGUAAACAGGAUUUAUUUGGUUACUGAACAUUGUCUGUGAUCAGCUCCCUGUUGUCAGUGUAUCCAUGAUGCACAGACAGCUCUCACUGGAUCACUGUGACACUGAAGGAAAGUUAAAAACAACAGGAAUCUGAAUGAAGUUCUGCAGCCUCUGUUUCCUCUGUGCUUUUAUUCUGAAAGGGCAUCAAAGAUCAUGAUAAACAAACGCACUGUGAGGUGGACAAACAAACUACAGCUCCUAUCAGCACAGUGUGUUCACUGUGAGCUCCACAGAGCUUCAGUGAAGACUCUGAUGUUUUAUAUGUGGACGUCCUGUUUACGGUUUAGGCUCCGUCACAGUUUUAAAACAGAGCUUCAGAGCUCAGUUUAACAUGGCAGUCUAUGGGACUGUGGGUCAGCGCUCUCUGUGUUUGGAGGAGAUUUAUUCACAAACUGAGAGUACAGUCUGCGAUGACCUCUGACCCCUGACCCCUCUGAGAGACACCUCUGAGGAGGAGGAGCGACCAGGACAGAUGGAGGGAGCAGGAGAGGAGGAGAGCCGAGGGGAGGAGGCUGAAACCUCCUCCAAACAGGGGAGAGCAUCACCGAGAAGAGGAGGCGGGGGGGGCAUCUGCAGACAAAAUGGCCUCAUCAACACCCGCAGGCUGGGGGCGGAGCCUCGGGAGGCGCUGCCGUCAGUGUACUCAGCUCCUCAGUACCAGGGUCACGUGGUGGUGAACGCCCCGCCUCAGCAGGAGCACAGCGGGGGUCCUCCUCAGCUCCUGAACCCCAGCGCUCUCCUCCCCCACCAGGCGGCGUCAGACCCCCACCUCAGGUCGGCCCCCGGCCUCCUGCUGUGCCCAGAGAGCGUCCUGCGGGCGUGGGGGGAGGCUGGGGGAGGCGACUGCUGCGAGACCACCUUCAUUGAGGGGCUUGGUCCCGACGCCUCCCCCUCCACCUCCACAAAGGAGGCGCUGCUGUUCACUGACGGAAAGUUUCUGGACUUUUCUGGAGAGGACGCAAAGAUUCAUACGCUGUCGUACGACAUCGACGAUGACGACGAGUUCCAGGAGCUCGAGAGUGAUUACUCCAGCGAAUCAGAGAGCGAGGACACCUUCCUGUUGAUGCCUCCCAGAGAUCACCUGGGCCUCAGUGUCUUCUCCAUGCUCUGCUGCUUCUGGCCGCUCGGCAUCGCAGCUUUCUACCUGUCACACGAGACCAAUAAGGCCGUGUCUAAAGGAGACUUCCACCUGGCCAGCUCCAGCUCGAGGCGGGCUCUCUUCCUGGCUGUGCUGUCAAUCACCAUCGGGACAGGUAUCUAUGUGGCGUGGCCGUGGCUCAUCGCCUACCUGUCCAAAAACCACCACUGGUAG
Messenger RNA from Lates calcarifer (barramundi perch), 2117 nucleotides. RefSeq names its product synapse differentiation-inducing gene protein 1-like. The record is from RefSeq and is a predicted model, not a curated record. Gene Ontology annotation, cellular component: intracellular membrane-bounded organelle; synaptic vesicle membrane; excitatory synapse. Bases 1278 to 2117 code for a protein of 279 amino acids. NCBI's taxonomy places the organism in Eukaryota, Metazoa, Chordata, Actinopteri, Centropomidae. Gene Ontology annotation, biological process: synaptic vesicle clustering; positive regulation of synapse assembly. The transcript has 4 exons.